Messenger RNA from Neocloeon triangulifer, 740 nucleotides. RefSeq lists its product as uncharacterized. The transcript is spliced from 2 exons. Lineage: Eukaryota; Metazoa; Arthropoda; Insecta; Ephemeroptera; Baetidae. The coding region runs from base 61 to 645 and encodes 194 amino acids. The record is from RefSeq and is a predicted model, not a curated record.
UUAUCGGUCGUAUAAAGUGCGUGCCACUGAAAAAAGCCGGUUUCACUUUUCCGUCCGAAUAUGAUUGUGUCGCUUCUAAUUUUAAGCGCGUCAAUUUCUUUGUCCCAAACCGCAGAAGUGGUGCCCGUCGUGCAGGGUCUUCCAGGCGAGGUUUCCGUGGUCGACAAGCCAAAGGUCGUUGACACACCUGCACCUCAAGAAGUCACAAACAAUAAUCACAAUGACUUCACGCACGUGGCCAAAGUUCUCGCCGAUAUCCUUGCAAGCAUCAACAACAACAACCCUACAAAAAAGCCAAAAGAAGAAACUGUCGAGGAGUCCUCGUCAGUUAUGACGAGCGACAGCCCCGAGAACAAAAGAGGUCGAAAAACGGUCAAAGGGAAACUGUCUAAUAGCAAGGAUUUCAAGAAGUUGUUGGAAAAAUGGCGCAAACGGACCAAGUCCUCGGAAAAUGAGUCUUUCGAAGAGAGACUUCGGAGGAAGAAGAUGAUGAAAAGGAACAAGGCGAGGACGCAGGACGUGCGAGCCAGGGCGGCAGCAGUGUCCCUGAGGAACGCCAAGAACCUGAAGGUGAUGAAGGACAAGGUCCUGGUCAAGGCGACCAAAGAGACGCGCAACAGGGAAAGAAAGCGUCUGCAUCGUUGAACUUGUAAAAUUAUUAAAAAAAUAACAAUAAAUUGUAUAAAACGAUUUUAUUACUAUUUAUUACACUAAAACUUUGGUGAAAUUAUUUUUCGAAA